GUAUCCUAAAUCAGGGGUUCUUAAACAGCGGCAGGUUCUACUCGGCUGUACCAGACAUGGGAUUGCUUAUUGAAACCUAAAUAGAAAGAACCUUGCUCCGAGGCGAUUAUUGAUAAGCAAAAAUGAAAUAGCAUGAAACACCCAUUAUGAAUUUUAACUGAUAACUGGUGUAAAAACUGUUAAACUGAUAGUUCAUGUAUUUAUCACAGUUCACCCUUUGCAAAUUAGUUUAAAAAGAGUACGCCAACAUUAUUCAAGACACAUAUGGGUGUACAGUAGCAUGGAAGGUUCAAAAAGUCUGAUUUGUAUUCGAUAAAACUAACAAGGGUUAUAAACUGGUGAAACUUUCGGACUAAAUAUUUCAGUUUUCUAUAAUAGUUUUAUGACGUCAUAAAUACUUUAUUGUUUGGAAAGUACCUUCAUAAUUCUAAUUUCGUUUUAAUAUAUUUGUCGUCAAAAUCGAGAAUGGAAUUUAAAUUACCUGAGCUGUCGAUGCAAAAAGAAACAAGAAAUAGCGAAGGACUAUCAGGAUGUUUCGGAUCGGUCACGCCGAAGAGUAUGUUGUGUGCCAUAAACAAAUCUCUGGAAAACCGGCAUCUGGACAGUACCUACAGCGAGCCGAGUUUCGGAAGACAACAAAGAUUACUGGUCCCUAUCCCGCGAUCAGAUACAAUUCUCAGAGAUAUGCCCUCUUCGCUUGGCAGUGAUUACUGUUUGUUAAACGAUGGUUUGAGUCGAGUUUACGCAAAGCUGUCACGAAUAGAAUUGGAGCAGUCUGAAUCAGAAAUUAAAAAUCCCUAUAAAAUGUUGCCAAAAAGAGAACCAAGGAAGAAAAAAAGAAAACCGUUCAACAUUACAGCUUACGCAAAAGACUUUAUGAGCAGUGUUGCCAGCUCGCCGCAUUUAAAAAAAUCGCGGACCAACAUGAACAACGAUUUCCUAUUGAAAAACUCGGGCAAAAUUUUAUCUUCAGAUUGUCUACAUCUACAAGCUACAUCGCUGGAGAAGUUAUUGCAGAAUUCAUCCAGUACUGCGCUUCCUGUGCCAGUCUGUAGUCCAAGUGAGACGGGAAGAAUUCUAUUACCGGCCAUGAAGUCAAAAGGCAAAAAGAUCAAGAAUGGGGAUUCAUGUUUUUUAAACCGGUACACACACACAGUUGAAUCCCUGCCCACUACUCAGUCACUGCAGUCACUGAGAAGAGGUAAUGCAACCCCGCCACAAUGUAUCUCAAAGUCAAUGCUCUACUCGCACGCGCCAAAGGCAUCUUCUUCUGAGAGCAGUCAAGUAGAACGAGCUGUUUCUAAGCAACAUCAAAAGAAGCAGUUUGUGAAAAUUGCAACAAAAUCUUUAACGAAAUUUUUUGAAAAUCAGAAAAAGAAAUCUAAUGGUGACGUCACAAAGCGUCAGAAUAUUUUUUCACAGAAAACUAAAAAUAUAGAAACUGAAGCCGAAAAAAACAACGAAGACAGUCAAAUCGGCAGAGGUUCUUUAAAUUCUAACUCUAAAGAAAGAAAAUUCGCCGUGCAAACAGGAGAGUCAAUCGAUAUGAGGUCAGAUGUUCCUUGCCCUCCAAUGGAAUCAACAUCUGGUCCUAUACAACCGUUGGAGCACGUAAAAAGUCCGUCAGAAGAUGACUUUUAUUCCGCCGAGGAAACACUGCCCAACGACGUUACCAUGUCCACCAAUGAAAAUGACGUUUCGUUAGCAAAAGACGGCGAUGCCAAAACAGCAAAGGAACUCGUUUCUGUCCAGGAAGACCAUUUAAAAUUCCCCAAGAGACGAAAACUAGAACCGCUCAAGUAUCGUUUACCUAAAACUAAAGUAAAUGAAGACUUAAAUCAGCAUGUGAAAAAUAAGACGUCACCACGUAGAAGUAUGCUGCCACCGAUCACUAUCAGUGACCCACUGGUGUCUUCAACUACUAAUUCAAAUGGUUCAUCCCACUCUCGAUGUGGAGCCAAUGAUGCUGAUGAUGAACGAGAGUCAUCGCACACGCUUCUUGAACGAUCGAAGAAAUAUCGAAAGCAAGUUCACUAUUAUUCAAGUGGCUCAGAUACGGAGGAACAAAGUCGCGAUAAAGGAAAACGACGGAAGAAACGAAAACAAAUAGACAAAAAGAUAGCAUACACAAAGGAUAACAAAAGGCUUUCCGAAAUACAAAUUCUCCCUCCCACCCAAGAUUCAAAUCACUCAAAAUCACUGAAUAGCUGUGGAGAUGAGGGUGGUAAUGCACGUACUGCACAACCGCAACAAGACAGAUUACCUGACGUCAAUUGUUCUUCGUGGUCAAAGGGCAAAAACCUUCGAAACAGAACGUCUGAAAGUAAGCACAGCAUUAUUUCCAGAUACAUAACAGACAUGACUAGAAGAGGUCACAUCGUGACAUCAGAUCCGGAAGAUGGCGAUGAUGAACUUGAGGACGAGGAUUACAAAUUUUCUAAAGUUUCUAUGACGUAAAGAACAUAAAAUCACCUUUAUUUUCAUACCUGGUCGCUUCUUAUUAUCUAGUCACAACACGAACUUAAGAACUGCAUU
This is a messenger RNA of Styela clava, 2535 nucleotides long. RefSeq lists its product as uncharacterized. The record is from RefSeq and is a predicted model, not a curated record. Lineage: Eukaryota; Metazoa; Chordata; Ascidiacea; Stolidobranchia; Styelidae.